GCUAGUCACACUGCGCCGCUGCGCUUUUGGGGGGGUUUCGCUUGGAAGUGCGUUAGCUUAGCAGAGCGCUAACUAGUUUUCGGUUCACUUUGUUCAUUGAGAAAAGAGGCUUAGCAUUUGAGCUAGGUCGCUCGUUAGCUAGCCUGUUUCAUCAUGGCGGCUGUUCGCAGUUUGCGGGUUUCUGUCAAACAUGAAAGCGCCUCGGACCGCUCAGACUCCGACUCCGACUCGGACUCGGACCGGAAUAUUCGUGAAGCCGAGCCCAUGGAGGUGGAGGAGGGGGAACUUGAGCUGGAAUCCAUUCCUGUUCGCCGAAGUUUAAAGGAAUUGUUGCCGGACACAAGCCGGAGAUAUGAGAACAAGGCAGGAGCUUUUAUUACUGGCAUUGAUGUAACAUCCAAGGAAGCAAUUGAGAAAAAGGAAAAGAGAGCGAGGCGAUUUCACUUCCGGGCAGAGGACAGUGUUGCUCAGAGGAACGUGGUGCUGGACAGAGAGCUUAUGAAGAAAGCAAUUCCCAAGAUCCGACUGGAAGCCUUACAUCUGAGUGGCGUGGACGACAUGAGCACCCAGGAUGUGUUUAGUUACUUUCAAGAGUAUCCUCCAGCACACAUCGAGUGGAUCGAUGAUGCAUCCUGUAAUGUGGUUUGGCUGGAUGACAUAACUUCAACCCGAGCUCUGAUUAACACGAGCCGGAUGCCUGACAAAGACGACACUAACGCUGCCGAGUCCAAAACCACUGACCUUCCGGUCCAAGAAGAGAGAGUGAGGCGGAAUCAUGGCUCUGAUGAAGAGGAAGGGGAGGUUGAUGAUGAUGAAGAUGAGGUGGUGAAGGCAGACAAAAGCAGUGAAGACAGUGAAGGAAAAGCCAGUGACAGUGAAGAGGAAACUGAGAAAAAAACAACACAGGAAAUUACCCAGACAGAUGAGCUGUCUCAGGCAGAGCACGAGUCUCUGCUCCGUAAUGACCUGCGCCCUGCGACCAAAUCCUUCAAAGGCAACAAGCUGUUCAUGCGUUUUGCCACACAGGAUGAUAAAAAAGAGCUUGGUGCUGCAAGGCGAAGUCGGUACUAUAUGAAAUACGGCAAUCCAAACUAUGGGGGUAUGAAGGGCAUCCUGAGCAAUUCUUGGAAACGUAGAUAUCAUACACGGAGAAUCCAGCGCGAUGUUCUGAAGACCAAAAAGUCCCUAAUCGGAGACAGUAUGGGACACACUCCACCGUACACACACCGACAUUCAGCUGACCUGGUGAAUCUACCAGAGGAGCCCAUUGAAGAAGAAGAGGAGGAGGAAGAGGAUGGAGAGGAAGACAUGGACGCUGACGACAGAGUCGUCGAAUAUAGAGACAAGGAACGAGGGUCGCAGCCUGGAGAAGGUGGCCUCCGUAGCCGUCUGGGGGGCUCCUUCUCCGACUCCUCGGAUUCGGACGAAAUGGACUACGAUCUCGAGCUGAAGAUGAUCUCAACACCUUCACCUAAAAAAAGCAUGAAGAUGACCAUGUAUGCGGACGAGGUGGAAAAUAACCUUAAGACCAUCAGAAAUUCCAUUCGGAGUGACUCGGGCUCCUCUAGUAGCAGUAUACGGAGUCGUAUUGGUAGCGGUGUGACCAAACCUACCUCAGAGAAAGUGACCGAUGUCAGGCAGUUACUGGAGGAGAAAAGGCAAGGACUUUCACAAACGAGGACACAGCGUCCCCUUGUGGCCACCACUGGAAAGACAGAUGUGAGACAGAGGUUGGGGAAGAGGCCGCACUCUCCAGAAAGGCGCCGCUCUGUGUCUCCUGUCCCUCUGAGAAACACAGCCGCUCGUAGAGAGACACUUACUGACGUUCACAGCAGGCUUGGAACAACUAAACAAGAAGCACGGGGCCUCUACUUGGAGCCUACAAAGGACAAAAAGUCAGGAGGUCUGUGGAGCCGUCUGGGUCCGUCAAAUAAAGAGAGCCAAAGCGAUGGAAAGAUGUCUGCCAGGCUAGGGAGCAGCGCGCCUUCCUCACGUGGGAGCCGGCAAAGGGACGAUGCCGAGUCGGACGGGGCCGACGAUUCCGAGGACGAAGAUGACGAUUCACAGCUGCAAAAGAUGUGGGGGGCGAUGAUCAAGCAAAAGGAGCAGCGGUCCAACAAAAUGAAGAAAAGCCGACUGGACAACCUUCCAUCGCUGCAGAUCGAGAUCAGCCGAGACAGCAGCAACGGGUCCGACAGUGACUCUUGAGAUGGAACGAGAGACUUAAACUAGAGUGAUAAGGAGGAAUCGAGAGGAAAUAAAAUGCUGCUGACUCGUUUAAAAAGACACUCACAAGUAGAUAGCUUCACUCUCCAGCUCUAGUCCGUACAGGGAUCCUGCCAACAUCCUUUCUUGUACUCUGUCUUUCUCUAAACACACCUAACCAACUUGACUCAGAAAGACUCCUCUGCCAAACGAGAGGGAGUUCGUUUUGAGCCUUUCUUUAAAGGAGCAGUUUGUACUUUUUAAAACCUUUUGCUGACCGUGAGACAAAUCUCUCUCGCAAUGACAAGCGUACACCUUCCACUGCAUGGCAAUAUUGCAAAUUUUUAUUGUUUUCUUUUUAAUCCUAUGGUUUGCACAGGUCUUAAAAACAUUUAAAAAUUACAAGCUGCUCUCUUUAAAUGAGAGGGAUCGUCUGUGGUAUGUACAAGACCCAUGUAUGUUGUAUGGCGAUGCACCAGGCAGAGAAUAACGUUACAUCUAAAACACAAGCAAACGUCUCUAGGAAGUAUUUUCCAUGAAUUUAUUGUCAGUAGCAACAGGUAGUGUUGCCAUCCCUGAGCUUGGAUUACUGUGGAGGUGUAUGUUCUCCCACAGGUUUACCGUUUCCUUCUCGAUAAGGUGCCGACAACUCUAAAUUGCCCCGGGUGUGAACGAGUGCGUACAUGGUGCCCUGUGAUGACGUGGACGUAUUCCCUCCCUUUUCCCCAGUGUUCCUGGGAUGAGCUCCGGAGUCACCACCACCUUGACCAUGGUAAAAAUGGUUAGGGAGGCUGAGUAAAUGAAUUUUGUUCGAUAUUAAGAUGACCAGAAUUGAUCUUUGUAAAUACAUUAGAUUUUUCUAGUUGGGAAUUGGGCCGGGAUUUACAGAUUUACUUUACUGGUGCACACCAUACAGAUUGGUGGAUUAACUAGUCUGGAGAACCAGAGUCCAGGUGGCUUUAGAGGAGUUAGAGAAACUGUACCGUACCUGGAUUCUGACUCUCCACACUACCACAGCAUCUAUGUGCAUCACCGAUAGAGGUACACACACUAGGUACAGCAACACCCAUGUGGAUUGGUGCUGUGGUGCAGAUUCAGGAGUGAAGGUGGUUCACCAUAUUGUAGCCAAUGAUCCUGUUUUCCAAAAAAAAAAACAACAAGAAGAAAAUCUACAUUCCCAUACAGUAUGUGGUCAGUCAGCUCAACAAACAAGCAAGGAAAUAUAUUGUAUGUGCAAAUAAACAUCUUUUUACAUAAAAAGCCUGUAAAAGAUAUGGUGUGA
Molecule: messenger RNA, 3487 nt
Organism: Hemibagrus wyckioides
Lineage: Eukaryota; Metazoa; Chordata; Actinopteri; Siluriformes; Bagridae
Gene: ncbp3
Product: nuclear cap binding subunit 3
Exons: 13
Coding region: 154-2208 (684 amino acids)
Cellular component (GO): nucleus; cytosol
Molecular function (GO): RNA 7-methylguanosine cap binding; mRNA binding
Source: RefSeq, a predicted model, not a curated record